Messenger RNA from Trichoplax adhaerens, 1674 nucleotides. RefSeq lists its product as uncharacterized. The record is from RefSeq and is a predicted model, not a curated record. The coding region runs from base 1 to 1674 and encodes 557 amino acids. Gene Ontology annotation, molecular function: protein binding. NCBI's taxonomy places the organism in Eukaryota, Metazoa, Placozoa, Uniplacotomia, Trichoplacea, Trichoplacidae. The transcript has 15 exons.
AUGGCAUGUGCAGAACCCAAGGCAAAUAACAACCAAAGUUAUUCAAUUAAUAGAGGGAUAGCGGAUGAAGAAUUUACCACGGAAGAGAUUGAAAAUGAAACAGCACCAUCAAAUUCUCAUCGUCUUAUUCAAAUAACCAGUUAUUCAACAUUGCGUGAAAAUCCUGAGCCAUCACAAAAAGAUAACGAAGAUGCCGACUUAUUUGAGGAAUACUUAUCCCCUCGAAAGCUACAAUCGUUGACAGGAUGUACUAAUCUAGGCGAAGUAAACUAUUUAGAAAUCAGAGUUAACACAACAGAUAAUACAUUAGGAAAUUUUGGUAUAUGGUUACCUAAUCUUUAUGAGUUGAAAUUAACCAACAGUAUUAUUUCAUCAGUUAGAGAUUUAGGAACUUCAUUAGUUAAUUUAAAAAUAUUGUGGAUGCCUCGUUGUCAAUUAAAUGAAGUGGAUGGAAUAAGUUGUUUAUCAUCCUUAAAGGAGCUAUAUCUAGCCUACAAUACCAUCAAUGAUAUCAGUCCAAUUAGCAUGCUUGAAAACAUUGAAGUGUUAGACUUAGAAGGGAAUGGCGUUAAUAGCUCUUCGCAGAUUGGUUUUCUAACACUAUGUCCUGCAUUAGUAACAUUAACUCUUGAGGGCAACCCAGUUUGCUUUUCGCCAGAUAUAAAUGCUAGCCAAGAAGAAAUUGAAAAUUAUAACUACAAAAAUACCGUUAGAACAACUUUACCCAAUCUAAAGUUUAUCGAUAAUGAACCUGUUGAUCAAAUCGCCUUUGAUAUGGUCGAUGAAAAGCAACAUAUAGAAGAUAGAUCAUAUCAAGAGCAAUAUGAAAACAUGGCACAUACACCUCCUAUAAACCAGAGGCCAAAUUCUGGCCGUCUAAAAUCCGAAUCGCAAAUUUUACGUCGGCCACAAUCGGUAGCAUCGACUCGAUCAGUUUCACCUAUGCUCACUCCAACGCCAUCAUCACUUGAUCAAACAUCCACUCUGCUUAUGGAAAAUGAUAACAGUAGCUCUUUAACUCAUGGAUCUAGCGAAGUCAUUUGUGGAAAUCCAGUUCGAGCACUUCGAUCAAGAAAGAAAAAUAAGGACCUUCUCUCAAAAUCAAUGGACGCAUUUAAAUCUUAUAAAACAGCUACUGCUGUCUUGUAUAGUUCUACUCCAUCUACAACUGGAUUUCAUCCGGAACAUACGUACGAAGAAGAAAGCCGUGGCAGUAUUAGUAAAGAAGAUGUUAUAACCGAAUUAAAAGCAUGGAAGACACAAUAUGAAAGGGUCACUCUUGGCAUCGAUAAUAUUGAGAUGUCUGCUAUACAGGAGAGCGAAUCGGAAGAAUCUCCACGUAAUGAGUCAAAAAAGACUAUUAAUCCACUUCCUCCUACACCUACUAGACCCAAAGCUCCAACUACUAGACCGAGAACAGCAUCUGAUUAUAGAACCAGAAAAUUUAAGAAAGGAUUUAUAACACAGUCAACAACGUCAUUAACUAGCCGAUCUGAAAAAGAAUUAUCUGCUAACAAGAUGCGUAGAAGUUAUGAUGAAACUUUGCUAGGGGAAUCAGGUGAUCCUAGAGUCCACAGUGCCGUUGUAAAACACGAAAUAGAUAGAGUCGAUAUUAUCAGAAGACCAAUUACUCGGGCUGGAUUUCAUACAAGAGCUAAAUCACAAGGUCUAUAA